AUGUUGAUCAACUUCAAUAUCGCGGCGCGGGGGCACAUGAGCCAGCCCCACCUUGACCUCCUACGAACAAAAGAGUCUAACGCAGAAGCCAAAAAUCAGGUCUCGCGGAUAAAGGAGCGUGUCGAGGAAAAGGAAGGUAUUCCUCCAGUCCAGCAGCGACUGAUCUAUGGUGGAAAGCAAAUGUACGAGGCCUCGUAUACUUCCCCAAUCUCGUCCUCUCCUGUGGCUCGCGCUGACCUUUGUUCUUCUUCUAGGGCCGAUGACAAGACCGCUUCAGAAUAUAACCUGGAAGGAGGUGCCACUCUGCACCUUGUCCUUGCCCUGCGUGGUGGAAGCAACGCACUCUAG
This is a messenger RNA of Penicillium oxalicum, 348 nucleotides long. Its product is annotated as NEDD8 family protein RUB1. Gene Ontology annotation, biological process: regulation of proteolysis; modification-dependent protein catabolic process; protein neddylation. Gene Ontology annotation, molecular function: protein tag activity; ubiquitin protein ligase binding. NCBI's taxonomy places the organism in Eukaryota, Fungi, Ascomycota, Eurotiomycetes, Eurotiales, Aspergillaceae. Gene Ontology annotation, cellular component: cytoplasm; nucleus. The transcript is spliced from 2 exons. The coding region runs from base 1 to 348 and encodes 115 amino acids. The record is from RefSeq and is a predicted model, not a curated record.